Molecule: messenger RNA, 805 nt
Organism: Oenanthe melanoleuca
Lineage: Eukaryota; Metazoa; Chordata; Aves; Passeriformes; Muscicapidae
Product: basic salivary proline-rich protein 1-like
Exons: 3
Coding region: 65-772 (235 amino acids)
Source: RefSeq, a predicted model, not a curated record
ACAUCUCGCGACAGCGGCGGCGGCCCCGCCGGGCCCGGCGACUAUCGCGACAGCCGCAGCUCCGAUGGCGACAUCUCGCGACAGCCGCCCCGGCCCGGGGUCCCAAAAACCCCUCGGGACCAACCCCGCACCCCAAAAUCCUCUUGGGGACACCUCGGGGUCCCAAAAUCCUUCUGGGGACACCGCGGGCCCCCCCAAAAUUUUUGGGGACACCUCGGGGUCCCAAAACCACCCCGGGCACACCUCGGUGCCCCCCAAAUCUUCUGGGGACACGCGGCUCCCCCCAAACCCCCCCGGGGACACCUCGGGGUCCCAAAACCCUUCUGGGGACACCCGGGUCCCCAAAAACCGCCCCGGGGUCACGCGGGUCCCCAAAAACCCCUCUGGGGACACCUCGGGCACCCCAAAACCUCUGCGAGCCCCCCGGGCCCCCCAAAUUCCCCCCCAGGGCCGCGCCCGGCCGAGGAUCCGCGGCAGCGCCGGGGGGAGCAGGCCCUCGCUCCCCUCCAGCCCCAUCGUGCAGCUCCAGGAUGCGAGCAGCGCCCCUCCCCCGCGCCGGGAGAAACCCGAAACCAUCCGAAUCAUCACCCGGGACAUGAUCCGGGAGCUCAUCGUCCCCCGGGAGCGCCCCCCGGGCUCGCUCGUCAUCGGCUCCGAGGAUUUCCAGCGGAUCCAGGACGAGGCUCGGGCUCCGCGCCGGGAGCUCGCGGAUCGGCUGCGGAUCCUCCGCGCCCGCCAGGACGCCGCUUUCGUGGGCAUCUCCCGUCCCUGAUCCCCGAUUUACCCAUCCCAAAUUCCCCAUCCC